Molecule: messenger RNA, 800 nt
Organism: Carlito syrichta (Philippine tarsier)
Lineage: Eukaryota; Metazoa; Chordata; Mammalia; Primates; Tarsiidae
Product: polycystic kidney disease 2-like 2 protein
Exons: 5
Coding region: 51-800 (249 amino acids)
Biological process (GO): detection of mechanical stimulus
Cellular component (GO): membrane
Molecular function (GO): calcium channel activity; calcium ion binding
Source: RefSeq, a predicted model, not a curated record
GGCGCCGCAGGCCAGGGGAGGACGAACGGGCGGUGGAGGCUGUGUCCGCCAUGCCUGAGGCCUCCUGGUGGCACCGAGGCGGGACUUCAAAACCUAGGCUGCAUUACAGGAAGGAAGUAGAAAUUAGAACCACACUUCAGGAGCUGUUACUCUACUUUAUUUUUUUAAUAAACCUAUGCAUAUUGACUUUUGGGAUGGUAGAUCCACACAUGUAUUACUUAAACAAGGUUAUGGCAUCUCUAUUUUUGGACACUUCUGUGCCUGGUGAAGAAAGAAUCAACUUUAAAUCUAUUCACCACAUAACUGAUUUUUGGAAGUUUAUGGAAGGACCCCUUUUGGAAGGUCUGUACUGGGACUCAUGGUACAAUAACCAGCAACUAUAUAAUUUAAAAAACAGCAGUCGCAUCUACUAUGAGAACAUACUUCUAGGACUCCCCAGAGUCCGUCAGCUAAAAGUCCGCAACAGCACGUGCAAGGUCUAUUCAUCCUUUCAGUCUUUGAUAAAUGAAUGUUAUGGCAAAUAUACUUCUGCAAAUGAAGACCUGUCUGACUUUGGCCUUAAAAGUGAUACUGAAUGGAAGUAUUCUACUUCUAAUACCAGCUCACCUUGGCACCGGGGACUUGUUGGUGUUUACCGAAGUGGGGGAUAUAUUUUCACUUUAUCAAAAUCAAAAUCUGAAACCAAAACCAAAUUCAUUGACCUUCGACUGAACAGCUGGAUCACAAGAGGGACCAGAGUUAUAUUUAUUGAUUUUUCCCUAUACAACGCUAAUGUAAAUCUGUUUUGUAUUAUCAGGUGA